This is a messenger RNA of Closterium sp. Yama58-4, 3384 nucleotides long. Lineage: Eukaryota; Viridiplantae; Streptophyta; Zygnematophyceae; Desmidiales; Closteriaceae. The record is from the annotation of a GenBank genome assembly.
AUGGCCCUACGUGCGAGCUCCCAUCACGAAGGCGACAAUGCUGAUACUACAAGCGAAGAAGUCGACCCAGUGCAGCAAAUUGCGCGCAAAUGUGAAACCAAGAGCCUAGGCGUAUCACGGCACAUGCAGCUGCCGAUUGCCUUCAUGCGAAUCGGAUUAUCAUGCCUCAUCGGCGCUCCUGCUAGCCUGGCGGAUCUUGUGUUUUUCUUACUUAUGGCUGGGGAGGGAGCCAUGGAGAAACUAUUGACAGCUGCAACCAAAGCCGGAGCUGACGGGAAACUGGCCAGGGAGAGUGUGGACGUGCUGCUCGGUGAAUACGACAAAAACAUAUCGAUCGGAAGGGGAGUAAGGAGGGGGUGGAGUCCAGGGGCAGUCAUGGACCGGGCGGCACAGUCCAUACAAGAGCUGCAAUAUGGAUUUGCGGCAUAUUCCCUAGAUCCGAACGGUGUGUUGCUGCAUAAUGGGCGCGUUGUACAGUGGGGCGGAGCACGGAGAGGCAUGAGGAGUGAUCAAGGCAUUGAGGCCCACGCCUGCUGUGGCGAGCCUGACAACUUAGGGGGUGACCAUCACGCGGUCGGUGGUGCUGACCCCCAUAGCGGACAUGUCAACCCCCAGAACCACGUCGAUCCCGUUGAGACGGGUCCCCGGUACGUGUUGUUAGUCUAUUUCAUUCGGGUGCACGAGAGUGUCCUCACCUUUGACGCUGAGGGUCGGGCCAUUGACUUUGACGUCUGGGUAGAUGACCUGCAGCUUUUCCUACUGAGCGACAGAGCAGACGGUCUCUCCCUCUUUGACCUCACUUCUGGUGCCUCUCCUGCCCCUGCUGCUGAUGCUGACGCCACUGUUCGCUCACAGUGGGCCACGCGCGAUGCUGCUGCUCGCCUUGCUGUGCGCCGCCACUUGCCGACCGCUGAGCGUGCGCACUUUAGCCAGUACAAGAGUGCUAAGACCUUGUACGACGCUGUUGUUACACGCUACUCUUCCCCUGCCACUGCUGCGCUUAGCCGCCUCAUCCUACCGUACCUCUUCCCUGACCUCGCCGCUUUUCCCACUGUCGCUGACCUCAUUACGCACCUUCGCACUAGUGACACUCGCUACCGCGCUGCGCUUCCUGCUGAGUUCUGCGCCAAGAACCCCCCCCCCAUGUACAUCACCCUCUACUACAUAGUCACCCGGCUCCCUGACACCCUUCGCCCGGUCAGGGACCACUUCCUCUCUGUUUGCCCCACCACCCUCACCGUUGACCUCCUCGAGGAGCGCCUGCUCGCGGCAGAGAAGAGCAUAGUCGCAGUAGGUGCCUCUCGUGGUGACCCUCGUACCCCUGUCUUUGAGGGGUGCUCCCCCUCUCCCCUCUUGCCCUCUGUUGCCUCUGCUGCUGCGGCCGACCUCGUUGGUCUUGAGUCGGUCGCUGCGGCGUCUGCCCCUAGCGGGAGACGCCGCCCUGGCAAGGGCAAGGGGGGCAAGGGUGCUGGAGGAGCUGGCGGGGGCGGUGGAGGCGGAGGUGGAGGUGGUGGAGGGGGUGGGGGUGGCGGUGGGGGUGGUGGCGGGGGUGGGGGCGUCGGUGGCGGGACUGGAGGUGGAGGUGGAGGCGGCGGUGGCGGUGGGAGCGGAGGUGGCGGAGGUGGCGGUAGUGGAGGAGGUAGCGGCGGAGGCGGCGGAGCUGGUCGGGGUGGCGCUGCGCAGAGGGGUGGCUCCGGUGGUGGUGCGCGCCAGCAGCAGCAGCAGCAGCGUACCCGUGAGACCCCUUCCCCCCAGCAGCUUCGUGAGUGGUACGUUGCUCGUCAGCGGGGCGGGGGUGCUGGCCCCUGUACCUACGUUCUCCGUACCGGCGACCGGGCGGGUGAGCAGUGUGGGGGCGCGCACCCCACCCAGCGCUGCUUCGGUCGUCUGACAGACGCGUGGCGCCACCAGUUCCCCGACGCUACUGAGAUCCCUCGCUGGGGCGAGCUGUCUAGGGCGGGUGUUGCAAUCUAUGAUCUUGAUUUUGAUGCUAUUCUUGCUGCCAUGUAUGCUGUGACUAUUAGUGAUGAGGGUGACUGUUACCGGUGUUUCCCGCCUGACCCAGGCAUAGAGGCUGCUGCGCUAGGUACUUGUGAGGCUGCUGCUCUAGGUGCCAGUGCGUCUGCUGCCCCAGGUGCCGGUGAGUCUGCGCUCUCAGGUGCUGCGUCGUCCCCGGACACCCACACCUUCACCCUUGACUCGGGUGCUUCCCGCUCCUUCUUUCGAGACUGCACCACUCUCACACCGCUCAGUCGGCCUGUUGCGGUCUCCCUGGCGGACCCCUCUGGGGGUCCUGUCCUUGCUCACUACUCCACUGUCCUACCGUGUCCAGCGGUCCCGUCUGGCUCCCUGUCGGGUCUCUACCUCCCCUCGUUCUCUACGAACUUGGUGGCGGGUGCUGACCUCCAGGAUGCAGGAGUUGACCAGUUCACCCCUGCGCGUCAGCGGGUGACCCACUGCACUUGUGCGGACACGGGCCGCCACUUGGCCACGUUUGCUCGUCGGCCAGGGUCGAGCCUGUACACACUGACUACUGAGUCUUCUCCAGUCACUGAGUCUGCUCAGGUAGCCGCGUCGGGUCAGGUGUUUGCUGCGGCGUCCAGGUCUGGUCCUGAGUCUGCCCCCUGCUCGUGUCGUCUCCUGUCCCACCGGACUAUACUCUGGCACCACCGUCUUGGUCACCCCUCCCUGCCUCGCCUUCGAGGCAUGGCUUCCCGUCUUCUUGUUUCUGGUCUCCCCCGGUCCCUCCCUCCCCUUCCUCCGGGGCCUGCCCCCACCUGCGUUCCCUGCGUCGAGGGGCGGCAGCGCGCUGCUCCUCACUCCUCCGAGUUUCCUCCGACAGAGGCUCCGCUGCAGACGCUUCACAUGGACGUGUGGGGCCCAGCCCGCGUCCGUGGGCAGGGUCAGGAGCGCUACUUCCUGCUGGUGGUUGACGACUACUCGCGUUACACCGCAGUCUUCCCCUUGCGCAGCAAGGGUGACGUCACUGAGGUGUUGAUCGCCUGGAUCCGCGCGGCUCGUCUCCAGCUCCAGGAGAGUUUCGGCUCCGACUUUCCUGUUCGGCGUCUGCACUCCGACAGAGGCGGAGAGUUCUCCUCUGACCUUCUGCGGACCUUCUGUCGCGCACGAGGCAUCCGCCAGACCUUCACGCUUCCGGACUCUCCGCAGCAGAAUGGGAUUGCUGAGCGCCGCAUCGGCAUGGUCAUGGACGUCGCUCGUACGUCCAUGAUCCAUGCGGCUGCUCCCCAUUUUCUGUGGCCGUUUGCGGUUCGGUACGCGGCGCAUCAGCUCAACCUUCACCCCCGGGGCGUUUGUCCGCGACUUGUCUGCGGACAAGCUGUCCUCUCGUGCUGUUCCCUGCGUCUUCCUUGGCUUUCCCCCUGA